This is a messenger RNA of Thlaspi arvense, 588 nucleotides long. NCBI's taxonomy places the organism in Eukaryota, Viridiplantae, Streptophyta, Magnoliopsida, Brassicales, Brassicaceae. The record is from the annotation of a GenBank genome assembly.
AUGUGCAAUCUCCACUGUAUCACUUCGCCAACUUACUUGGAGGAUGGCACACCAAUGGUGGUGAUCCCAGACCAUGUCUUGAUGCAGGGAUUGGAAAAUAAAAAGAGCCACAAGAAAUCGAGAUGUUUGCUCCUUCAUGAGACUAAAACUAACACUCCGUGCUUUGUGGAUACUAAUGCAACCGCUGAUAUGCUUCUGAAGUUGUUAAUACUACAACUCUGGACGUUCCUUUUUGUUGCUCCUAUGGAAGCAGCCAAUGAAGUUUCAAGUGAUGUUGUUGUUGCACAUGUUUCAGUUUUACCUACAUCAGCCUUAUCAUGUGAAGAGGCGGAACCGGUGGCAACUCAUGUUGCUAAUCCAAUUGAUUUUGAUCAUAUCAAUGCUUUAGAAAAUGCCAACGCUACUCCUUCAUUUGGUUCUCCUCCGGAUUUGGUAACCUUCUCAACUUCUCCUCUCUCAGAUUCAUUUGCUAAUGAAGUUGUGCAAGGGAAUGUCUUUGGAAGCAAUCAUUUUGCUGCGUUAGACUUUGGGGCUUUAGUUUUGAGAUGGGUGACACCUCUCAAAGGACAAGAGGAGGAAGACCAAUAA